AUGCGUACAAGUUCCGUCACACGCUACAACGUUCUCGACAACGACCAAGUCUUUUCAAACGAUGCCUGGGAGCCCAUUCAGGAACUGGAAGUUCCUGACGCAGACCUCGGUGUGUAUUUCAUGCAGAUGAAGGAUAUCAGGUAUCUCGAACCCGUCACCGACUUAUGGUUUGAAGCUCUGGACAAGGUGGUCAACAACGAUUCUGAGAGAUUCCUUUGGUCCCUACGCGCCAUCAGGGAUAUGGCCGGUGGCUUCCAUGAACUCGUCAGCCAGCUCAAGGGCGGAUCGCUUCUCGCGAGUGAUUAUGUCUCAAAUAGUGGGCAGGGUGGUUUACCAGACAAUCAGUGGGAGCUGGAGCUGGAGCAUUGGUUCAAAUUCACGAUGGCCGACUUACAAAGAGCCAUACUCGAGCAAGCGACUGGUCCAGUUGUCCCAGAGGCUGUGCCAUUCUUUUCAGCGCCCACGUCUCCGGAAACACGAGCGCUCUGUGGUAGUCAGAAGAUCAGGAGCGACUCCUAUACUUCGUUCAAUGUGCUCGGCCUUAUAUUGAUGUUUUCCAUCGGAAGCCUCAUCAUGCUUGUCGCUGCCUGUCUACCGUCUGUUACUGCGCGUUUGCAGCGGAAGAAGCCAUUUUCCAGUAUCGAGUGGGUCACAAACGAUACACUGCAGCUACAGCGGCUUGCACACGAGGCUGUCGGGGCCGGACAGUGGCAGGGCGCGUGCGAUGAUUAUCCGCGAACGCGAAAGGGAGAUCUUCUGGCAGUAAUCGAUAUAUCCAACAAGGAACACCCUGUGCUCCGAGCUCCCGCAGCGGCCGAGAUGGUGAAGGAAGCAGAGCAAGCCGAGGAAUCUCAGGACGAGGAACAAGGUAUGCAGGAGCAGAGAAGCGAAGGAAGCGUCGAAGAGUGGAGCGAGGGCCUCAAUAUGGCAGGUCCAAGAGGGGAAAGAAAGGCGGAGUGGCAGAGGAAUGACUCAAUCCACGAGUCUUUGAUGAGUGUCGAGAUUCCGCGCGUGUCUUUGGAGCUGUCACAUCGCUUUGCCGCUGAAAUCUGUUAG
Alternaria viburni is the source of this 1056-nucleotide messenger RNA. RefSeq lists its product as uncharacterized. The transcript is spliced from 2 exons. NCBI's taxonomy places the organism in Eukaryota, Fungi, Ascomycota, Dothideomycetes, Pleosporales, Pleosporaceae. Bases 1 to 1056 code for a protein of 351 amino acids. The record is from RefSeq and is a predicted model, not a curated record.